Peromyscus maniculatus bairdii (prairie deer mouse) is the source of this 1791-nucleotide messenger RNA. It is a transcript of the gene B3galt6, whose product is annotated as beta-1,3-galactosyltransferase 6. Gene Ontology annotation, biological process: protein O-linked glycosylation; glycosaminoglycan biosynthetic process. NCBI's taxonomy places the organism in Eukaryota, Metazoa, Chordata, Mammalia, Rodentia, Cricetidae. The record is from RefSeq and is a predicted model, not a curated record. Gene Ontology annotation, cellular component: Golgi membrane. Gene Ontology annotation, molecular function: galactosylxylosylprotein 3-beta-galactosyltransferase activity.
CUGGAUGUCAGAUCCUGGAAGUCCAAGCACUCAGUCACUGGGUGCUUUGGGACUCCUCCUACCACUACCAGACCAAGCCCGCAAUGUGGGUCUCCGAGUAGCGUAGAGGCCUUCCAGCCUCCGCGCCUGCGUACUCGGCGCCCUCCCUCCCGCACCAUGAAGGUACUCCGGCGCGCAUGGCGGCGCCGAGUGGUGCUGGCCCUAAGCGGCCUGGCGUUUUGCAGCACCACUCUGUUGUAUUUGGCGCGCUGUGCUUCCGAGGGCGAGACGCCCGCAGCCGCUGGAGCCCCUCAACCCCGCGAUAAGGCCUUCCUGGCAGUGCUAGUGGCCAGUGCGCCCCGCGCGGUUGAGCGCCGCAGCGCGGUGCGCAGCACGUGGCUGGCACAGGGGAGGCGCGGCGGCCCUAAGGACGUGUGGGCGCGCUUUGCUGUAGGCACCAGUGGCCUGGGCACAGAGGAGCGGCGCACUCUUGAGCUCGAGCAAGCACAGCACGGGGACCUGCUGCUGCUGCCCGCCCUGCGCGAUGCCUACGAAAACCUCACGGCCAAGGUCCUGGCCAUGUUGACUUGGCUGGACGAGCACGUGGACUUCGAGUUCGUGCUCAAGGCGGAUGACGACUCCUUUGCACGCCUGGACGCCCUAUUGGCAGAGCUACGCGCACGUGAGCCUGCACGUCGCCGUCGCCUCUAUUGGGGCUUCUUUUCUGGGCGUGGGCGAGUCAAGCCCGGAGGUCGCUGGCGAGAAGCUGCCUGGCAACUCUGCGACUACUACCUGCCCUAUGCUCUGGGUGGUGGGUACAUCCUCUCUUCGGACCUGGUGCAUUACCUGCGCCUCAGCCGCGAAUACCUGCGCGCGUGGCACAGUGAAGAUGUAUCGCUGGGCGCCUGGCUGGCACCAGUGGAUGUGCAGCGGGAGCAUGACCCACGCUUCGACACAGAGUACAAAUCACGGGGCUGCAGCAAUCAGUACCUGGUGACACACAAACAGAGCCCGGAGGACAUGCUGGAGAAGCAACAGACGCUGCUUCACAGGGGCCGAUUGUGCAAGCAAGAGGUGCAGUUGCGCCUCUCCUAUGUCUAUGAUUGGUCAGCGCCACCCUCCCAGUGCUGCCAGCGCAAGGAGGGCAUUCCCUGAUGUCAUUGCAUGUGCUGUGGCCUCUCUGGUCACAGGCCAAGCUGCCUGGACAAUCUGGCCAAUUGUCUGGGGUGAGCCUGGUUUAUCCAAUUACUGUUGAGGCCUUGGGACCUCAGUCCACUUACUGAUGGCCAGAGGCAGCUAUCAACAUCUAGUCCAUGCCCUGGAGGGUGUGCUCAUUAGUGGUCUUGUGUAAGACCUGUCCAGGGGCAUCUGGUUAUGGAUUUGUAGAUUGCAUAUGCACCCCACACACACCUCCAGCCAGUGUAAUGCCACCUAUGAGCCAUCUGAGGUGUGAGGGCAGGGGUCCUCCUCACUUGAUGAGUUUAUAGUACUGAAUUCUGUCUCUACUUACACUAUGCAGCUCACUGCCCAUCUUGAACAUUCUGCACAGCCCUGUCUGCAGAGUGACCUGCAGACUGUAUUGAAUUUAUCUGUGUAUUGCCAUCAAAAUGUUAUUUGCCUAAAUGGUCAUUGUAUUGUUUGGACAAAGUUCCAUUCUGUUGUGUCUCCUGUCUUUAUCCUUUGUCAUGUACAAGUCUGACAUUUGACUUGAUUUUCAAGUCAGCUAGCUUAGAUAGUAUUUUUGUCUCUGAAGAUAGUUUGGUAAAUAUAAUUCAGUUUGGUUGAAACUUAUUUAUAAAUACUGUAAACUUG